Fusarium tjaetaba is the source of this 1086-nucleotide messenger RNA. RefSeq lists its product as uncharacterized. Bases 1 to 1086 code for a protein of 361 amino acids. The transcript has a single exon. The record is from RefSeq and is a predicted model, not a curated record. Lineage: Eukaryota; Fungi; Ascomycota; Sordariomycetes; Hypocreales; Nectriaceae.
AUGGUCGGUUUUCAGGAUCUACCCGUCGAGCUCGCAGUGGCGAUCAUGAAAUAUGUCGAUACACCACAGGAUAUUUACGCCAUGACUCACGCCCAUCCUUGGUUAUUACACUGCUUUCUCGACAACAGGAAGCAAGUGAUGACGCCGCAUACGACUAAGAUCUUGGAAUUUUGUGGGGGUCCUGUCUCAACUGCCUACUUGCUUGCGGCUCGACUCCGCCAUGCCAAGCAGGACCCCGGGUUUAAUGAUCCCAGGCCACCGCAUCGUGAAUUCAUCAUUAAGUGGAUUCUGUGGUCUUGUAUCAACAGCAGCAAUACUCAUCAUCACGUGUCCCAUCGCGUCUCGCUGGCGGCCAUCUGCGCACUGUCGACUCUAGCCACCGAUGUUGGAUGGCUAACGACGAGCUAUAUCUCCCAGGCGCGGGAGGAAUUAUUUGGACAUCAUAGGCGCCCAGAAGACUGGCCCGUCGUUUCUUCCGAGGAGCGCCUGAGGUUCGUCAACGCCGCCUGUCGGUUCGAGAGCUACGUCCAAGCCUUCUUCCACGUUGGGCAACCCCUAUUUCCGAGGGACCUAGACAUUCGUUACCAUCUCUUUUCUCCGGGUGUUUGUGGUGCCAAAGGUGUGUGCUGGGCCACGGAAACUUUCUACUCAAUUGCCUAUUACAUUUACGAUCAACAUUGCACCAUGAUGCAAAACACAAUGAGCUCUCUGAAGGCAAGCGAAACAUGCCUUUUUAGUGGCAGGUCUCAAGACCGGCGAAAAUCACGACUCCAAAACUGCAAACAAAUCGAGGUGAACAAGUACGUACACUACCUCACAACGCAAGGGCUGGGCAUGCUCCUCCAGCUUCAGAGCAUGGCGCUUCAAGAUCAGGUACGGUUUGUACUGUGGACAUUUGAAAGCGUUCUGGACAGUCCACACCCCAACAUUCUCAUGGUUCAAGGUAUUGGGCUUUCCAGGAUUGGGACAGUAGAGAAGCACAGCUGGAAUCCAUGGGUAGGUUGUGAUGGCGUUUUCGAAAUUACGCCUGACCAAUGGAAAUGGGCACAAUCAUUCUGGGAUGCUGAGCGGCACCUUCUCAUAUAG